Phymastichus coffea is the source of this 660-nucleotide messenger RNA. RefSeq names its product tRNA-specific adenosine deaminase 2. Gene Ontology annotation, biological process: tRNA wobble adenosine to inosine editing. The transcript is spliced from 2 exons. Gene Ontology annotation, molecular function: tRNA-specific adenosine-34 deaminase activity. Bases 151 to 660 code for a protein of 169 amino acids. The record is from RefSeq and is a predicted model, not a curated record. Gene Ontology annotation, cellular component: cytoplasm; nucleus. Lineage: Eukaryota; Metazoa; Arthropoda; Insecta; Hymenoptera; Eulophidae.
CAAGUCCUAGAUCAGUGGGUAAUGAGAAUUGGAAUGAAAAAGCAAAGCUAAAACUCAGAGAGUAUAACUUGAUGCAAUAUUUUCUAUAUUAAGUUUAUAUAAUUUGUUGAGAAAAAUUAUUUUUUCGUUUAUAUAAAUAUAUAUUCUAUCAUGAGCGCUGUUGAAUGGAUGGACAAGGCUUUGCAAGAAGCUGAAGAGUCGUUGGAAAGAGGUGAAGUUCCGGUAGGAUGUUUAUUUAUCCACGAUAAUAAGAUAAUCGCGACAGGUAGUAACACUGUUAACGAAACCCGUAACGCCACUCGUCAUGCUGAGCUCAAUUGUAUUGAUGAUGUACUAGUCUACUGCCAAGAAAAUAAUUUAGAUUAUAAGGAAUUUUUCAAAAAUAUCGACGUUGUAGUAACCGUAGAACCAUGCAUUAUGUGCGCCGCGGCUCUUCAUCAGUUGCGCAUUCGUAGUAUCAUAUAUGGCUGUGCCAACGAUAGGUUUGGAGGUUGUAAAAGUGUUUACGAAGUAUCUAAAGUUUAUGAAUCUCAGAUAAAUGUAGUAGGCAACGUCAAAAGCGACGAAGCAAUGCAAUUACUUAAAAACUUCUAUAAGGGUACAAAUCCGAAUGCGCCGGAAGCUAAAAAAGGCCGUAAGAAGAAAGUGGACAAUAAGUGA